AUGGCGCCAAAAGAUUGGGUUCUCGAUAUGUAGCGAGGAGGGAGGGCAGGCAGCCGCCGAGCGCAGCGUUACUAUCCCACCAGUAACUUGGGCAUUGCUGGGGCGGGGGCCAGAGGAGGAGGAGGAGAUGAUUUUUGGAUCCUGAGAAUUGAUCUGUGUUGGAUCAGCUGCCUGCUGUUUCCCGGGGAGAUCAUGAAACGAGGUCGCCUUCCCAGCAGCAGUGAGGAUUCUGACGACAAUGGCAGCCUCUCAACUACUUGGUCACAGAAUUCCCGAUCCCAGCACAGGAGAGGUUCCUGCUCCAGACAUGAAGAUCGAAAACCUUCAGAGGUGUUUAGGACAGACCUGAUCACUGCUAUGAAGUUGCAUGACUCCUAUCAGCUGAACCCAGAUGAGUACUAUGUGUUGGCAGAUCCCUGGAGACAGGAGUGGGAGAAAGGGGUCCAGGUGCCCGUGAGCCCAGGGACCAUCCCUCAGCCUGUGGCCAGGGUCGUGUCUGAAGAGAAAUCCCUCAUGUUCAUCAGGCCCAAGAAAUACAUUGUGUCGCCAGGCUCCGAACCUCCAGAGUUGGGCUAUGUUGAUAUCCGAACGCUGGCCGACAGUGUGUGUCGUUACGACCUCAACGACAUGGAUGCUGCAUGGCUGGAACUGACCAAUGAGGAAUUUAAGGAGAUGGGAAUGCCUGAAUUGGAUGAAUACACCAUGGAAAGGGUCCUAGAGGAAUUCGAACAGCGAUGCUAUGACAAUAUGAAUCAUGCUAUAGAGACUGAAGAAGGCCUGGGGAUUGAAUAUGAUGAAGAUGUUGUCUGUGAUGUCUGCCAGUCACCUGACGGUGAGGACGGCAAUGAGAUGGUGUUCUGUGACAAAUGCAACAUCUGUGUGCACCAGGCCUGUUAUGGAAUCCUCAAGGUCCCGGAGGGCAGUUGGCUGUGCCGGACGUGUGCCCUGGGGGUUCAGCCAAAAUGUUUGCUGUGUCCCAAGAAAGGCGGAGCGAUGAAGCCUACCCGCAGUGGCACCAAAUGGGUCCAUGUCAGCUGUGCUUUGUGGAUCCCUGAGGUGAGCAUUGGCAGCCCUGAGAAGAUGGAACCCAUCACGAAGGUGUCUCACAUCCCCAGCAGUCGGUGGGCGCUGGUGUGUAGCCUCUGCAAUGAGAAGUUUGGGGCCUCCAUACAGUGCUCUGUGAAGAACUGCCGCACGGCCUUCCAUGUAACCUGUGCUUUCGACCGGGGCCUGGAGAUGAAGACCAUCUUGGCAGAGAACGAUGAAGUCAAGUUCAAGUCCUACUGCCCGAAGCACAGCUCACAUAGAAAACCUGAGGAGAGCCUCGGUGAGGGGGCCACACAAGAGAAUGGGGCUUCUGAGUGUUCCCCUCGGAAUCCGCUGGAGCCUUUUGCCAGCCUUGAGCAGAAUCAAGAGGAGGCCCACCGGGUGAGUGUCCGCAAGCAGAAGCUGCAACAGCUGGAAGAUGAAUUCUACACCUUCGUCAACCUGCUGGAUGUGGCCAGGGCCCUGCGGCUGCCUGAGGAAGUAGUGGAUUUCCUGUACCAGUACUGGAAGUUGAAGAGGAAGGUCAACUUCAACAAGCCCUUGAUCACUCCAAAGAAAGAUGAAGAGGACAAUCUAGCGAAGCGGGAGCAGGAUGUCUUGUUUAGGAGGCUGCAGCUGUUCACUCACCUGCGGCAGGACCUGGAGAGGGUUCGGAACCUCACUUACAUGGUGACCCGCAGGGAAAAGAUUAAGCGGUCUGUGUGCAAAGUCCAGGAACAGAUAUUCAAUCUUUACACUAAGCUCUUGGAGCAAGAAAGAGUUUCAGGUGGAUCCCCAGUCUUAGAAGAUAGGUGGUUCCAGGUGAGGAGGAGAUGGCCACAGCUUAGACAUGUCGGUCAGGGUCCAUGGUUUGGACGUGUGCGAGCUGAGAACGGCGGGACUGUUCUGUUGGAGGAGCGUGUCCUCACUGCGGACCAUGCUUCCAGGUCCUGCGGCCAAGGCUUUUCAGAGACAUGGAUCCCAGGUGUGCCUUCUUCCUCCUGCUCCUCCUCCUCACUGGAAAACGUGCUUUUGUUUAACAGUCCUUCUGUGGGCCCUGAUGCUCCCAAGAUAGAGGACUUGAAGUGGCAUUCUGCGUUCUUCAGGAAGCAAAUGGGUACUUCCUUGGUUCAUUCGCUGAAAAAGCCCCAUAAGCGAGAUCUAUUGCAGAACAGCACUGGGAGUGGAGGCAAAACCCUGCUGAAGCAGCCGGACCUGUGUGGGAGAAGGGAGGGGAUGGUGGUCCCAGAGAGCUUUUUGAGUUUUGAAAAGACCUUUGCAGAAGCACGUCUCAUAUCAGCACAGCAGAAAAAUGGGCUGGUGAUGCCAGAUCAUGGGGACAGAAGAGACCAUCGUUUUCAUUGUGAUCUUAGUAAGGGAGACUUAAAGGACAGACCUUGUAAACAGAGUCACAAGCCUCUCAGGUCCACAGACGUGUCCCAGAGGCACCUGGACAACAGCAGAGCUGCCGCCUCCCUGGGAGCGGGGCAGGCAGCACCUGGCACGAGGAAAGAGAUAGUGCCCAAGUGCAACGGCUCCCUCAUCAAAGUAAACUAUAACCAGACUGCAGUCAAAGUGCCUACAACGCCUGCCAGCCCAGUGAAAAACUGGGGCGGAUUCCGGAUUCCAAAGAAAGGGGAACGGCAGCAGCAGGGAGAGGCCCAUGAGGGGGCCUGCCACCAGCACUCAGACUACCCCUAUUUGGGCUUAGGCCGAGUUCCAGCCAAGGAGAGGGCAAAGAACAAAUUAAAAUCUGACAAUGAGAAUGACGGGUAUGUCCCUGAUGUAGAGAUGAGUGACUCAGAGAGUGAGGCAUCAGAAAAGAAAUGCAUACACGCCAGCAGCACUAUCAGCCGGAGGACAGAUAUUAUCAGGAGAAGCAUUCUGGCCUCUUGAUGAAACCGAGAUGGCGUGGGGGCGCCGCGGGCUUGUCGUGGAGUUGCUAGACCAGAGCUCUGAUGUGGGGGACAAGCAGAACCCCAUCACUCCUGAGCUACACAAACACAUUUACUUGCAAGUCAGAUUGAAUUUUUUUUUUCAGAGUGCUUUAUGAAUCACUGUUGUGAGAAGUGUGUUAUCUGCAACUUGUUGAGGAAACACAAGAGUAGAUUGUAACCCUCAGACAUUAGUACUUGAGGCUGAAUUAAACACUAAGAAUGACUGAAAUAAGUCUUCAGAGGGCAAGGCUUACAGAAGCCUCCUGAGUUUGUAUUGCCCUCUGUAUUCUUCCCAAAGCACAAACUCUUGGUUACCUGAAUAUGCGGAAUCAGAUGCAGUUCUUGAGAAACCCUCACGUACCGUUUAAUAGCCCAUAGAACUUACUUCCUAGGACUGUGGUAGAUGUCGAAGUCAUAUUUAUACUUUGGCCCAAAAGGCUGUUUUUGUUGCAUUGUAGUUAGAGGCAGCAGCUCAGAAGCUUCAGUGACUCUAGGGAAUUCAUGUGUAAAUUAGAACAGCAGAUGGGGAAGAAAGAAUUAAAAAAAAAGGUCAGAUCUAGAAGAUCUGAAGGGGCAGGGGGGAGCUGCUGCAGCUUGCAGAUUUAGGGUCAGUAUAGCAAGGUCCUGUUGCCUGAAGCACUUGAGUGUGUUGGGGGUAUGGGACUGGUGGAGAAAGAAGCCAUUAGAAAGUUCUGUGAGAAAGGGCAGUUGGUCCCAUUUUUAUUAGUCCUCUUGACCUUCCUCUUCCCUUAACCACUUCCUUUUGGGCCAACUUUGGAUCUCCCUGGCCUUUGGCAUACCUGGCCAUCUGGCUUCCAACAAUACUAAUGGCUAUUCAAGUUCAAGCGAUGAACUUCCAGACUCUGGUGACAUACUUCCCAGAGCCAACCACUAUUGCAUAUGUUGGGGAAUCCGGGCUUCCAACAUGAACGGAUUCCUUAAGAAAAAGGAAAAGAAAAAAAAAGAAAAAAGAAAAAAAAAAGCAAAAUAGGUUAUAUUUUAAAAACAAUAGAAAGGCAAUAAGUUGCGAUAACCUCUUACCAUUGACCAAGGUUAUAUGGGAAAGAGACUGAGGUGUAGUAGGUUUCCUGGAGUCAGAGUUCUAAGCUCCAAUUCGUAACUUGGACUUUCUAAUUGCAAAUGGCAAUAACUAGUAAGUUAUCAGCAAUAAUGAAGUUAGCAUUAAAUUUGAGUACAAUGUUCUGUUUUUGCACUCACUGUAGUGCGUAUGUAUUAAGACAGUGGAUAGUGUUAAAGUCCUGUUAAUUUUCUUUGGAAUUCAAUGUAGUUGUGAAUCAAACUUAAGGAAAGUUUAAGUAGCAAUGAAAUUUAGAAUUAUGGGCACUUGGAACAAGCCCAGCUUCCCCUAAAUUAUCCUUAGUUUGUUAAUAUCAGUAUUCAGAUUCCUGAUUCAUUUAUACAUCUGUUUCCAUGUGGCAGGGACAUUCUGAUACUUAACGAGGGAUGCUUUGAGUUCUGUAGUUACCUUUCAAGUCUUCCAGGUGAUUGUCAACAGCAAAAAAGGCUUAUGGAAUUCCAUCUUGCUAUGCAAGUUUUAUCUGAUGAUCAAAUAGUAGAUCUGACACAUCCCCAUUGUAUGUAUGACAUUUUCAAACCAAGUCUUAACUUUUCGAAUACAUUUUAGUAGCUAAUUCAGGGGAGGGGAAAGAAUGACCCAGGUUUUUAGAUUGACUAUUUUUGAGCUAUGGGGCUCAUUCUGAAAGACUGCUGUCCAGAUAAGCUGUUGCUAAAGAUAUUAGGAGGUUCUUAAUGAAUCCAAGUUGUACAUUUACUCAUAGCGUAAUUUAAAAAUCAGAUUUUUUGCAUAUGAGCAAAAAAUGUUUUUGUUGGAUGCAGAAGACGGUGGAUACUUUUUACAGUUACCUUUUGACCACAGCAACAGCUCUGGGUGAGAGUAGAAUAUAUAGAGGGGUAAUCUGUCAAGCCAUAGAAAGAAAAUCUAAAUUUUAGUAAGUAUAUGACCUCUCACCAUUUUAAGAGGUACCAGAUUCAUUUGCACUAUUUAGGAAUGCUAGUUUUGUGCAAAAAUAAUGCCUUACCUGUUUUUCCCCACAUUUAGGUUGAAAAGCUUUCAAAUGUUCCAAGUUAUGCUGAACCAAAAAAAACAAAAAACAAACAAAAAAACAAAACAAAAAAAAAUAAAAACCCACACAAAAACAAAACACAAAAAUAAAAAGCCCACACUUUUUAUUCCUGCUUUGAAAUGCAAAUGGCAUAGAGCACGGUUUCUCUGACAGUGUAAUGAUAGCUUUGUAAGUUAGUUCACGUCCUGCUGGGAGCUCUGUAUGAGGCGGCCACACGCAGCACCCACCCACCCCACCCACUUGCACUCUCUUAGUAGGAGCCAUUUGCUCUGCUUUUCCUUUCUUUUCUUUGAAGCUUUAUCUUUCCUUGUGCAUCCUGACCAAGAAAUAUCUUUGAUUAUGAUCAAUGUAUUAUGUCAAAAUGUAGGCUAGUUAAACUUUUGUAAAGUUGCCUGGAAUGUCAUUUGUUAGGUUAUAAACACAAAAUUGAAAAUGAAGGGUUCUAUGUGUUGUGUACAAAUCUUAAUUAUUUUGAAAUGGACAAACUUGUCAUUACAUUUGUAACCUUGUACAGAGGAUUUUUCACUAUGUGCCUAGCUUGGUGUCCAUUCAGCUAAAAUUGGAAAAAAAAGGUGCAUGAAGAGUUAAAAAAAAAUCAGAAAUUAAACAAAGUAUAUGUAGAGAUGACUAUUUUAUAUUACAUGGCCCAAUCCUGUAUUUAUUUCUACCCCUUUUUUGAAAGUAUUUAUAAAACUAGUUGAGGACAGCUGUAUUUUUUUGUUGAACUAUUUAGUAGAAUUUGUGCCUUUUUGUCUGUAUGUGAAUAAAUGCUGUACAUUUUGCAAUACA
Molecule: messenger RNA, 5857 nt
Organism: Neogale vison (American mink)
Lineage: Eukaryota; Metazoa; Chordata; Mammalia; Carnivora; Mustelidae
Gene: JADE1
Product: jade family PHD finger 1
Exons: 12
Coding region: 193-2922 (909 amino acids)
Biological process (GO): regulation of transcription by RNA polymerase II
Cellular component (GO): histone acetyltransferase complex
Source: RefSeq, a predicted model, not a curated record